AUGCCAUCGUCAACACCAAACACGACCGGCUCCGCCGAUCCAUCGGCCAUCCCGUACGGAACAUGGGAUUCCUUCCCAAGAGAGCCAUUUGAAAUGUACAAUGGUUGGAAAUCCAUCUACUAUAGGUCCGAGAAUAACAAGAUUGCUGUCGGGGCGAUACACGAAAUCGGCGAGGGGCAUUUGACCUGGCCGGAAGACGAAUUUCUCAUCGUUACCAAGGGGUGGAUCAAGUUUCAGAUUCAGGAUGGAGAGGAUUUCGAGCUCAAGCAAGGAGAUAUUAUGUUCAUGAAGCAAGGCCAGGUCAUCGAUUUCCAAAUGAGUGACGAUUUUACGAAUAUUGCUGUCUUCAUCUCCGAGGACAAGGUAUCCAUCAUAUAG
Molecule: messenger RNA, 378 nt
Organism: Exophiala bonariae
Lineage: Eukaryota; Fungi; Ascomycota; Eurotiomycetes; Chaetothyriales; Herpotrichiellaceae
Exons: 1
Coding region: 1-378 (125 amino acids)
Source: RefSeq, a predicted model, not a curated record